This is a messenger RNA of Etheostoma cragini (Arkansas darter), 2161 nucleotides long. It is a transcript of the gene rbpjl, whose product is annotated as recombination signal binding protein for immunoglobulin kappa J region-like. Gene Ontology annotation, cellular component: nucleus. Gene Ontology annotation, molecular function: RNA polymerase II cis-regulatory region sequence-specific DNA binding; DNA-binding transcription activator activity, RNA polymerase II-specific. The transcript has 13 exons. NCBI's taxonomy places the organism in Eukaryota, Metazoa, Chordata, Actinopteri, Perciformes, Percidae. Gene Ontology annotation, biological process: regulation of transcription by RNA polymerase II. Bases 280 to 1935 code for a protein of 551 amino acids. The record is from RefSeq and is a predicted model, not a curated record.
ACACAUCUUUUUCCCUGAAGUCUCUGUUACUGUAGAUCGACUGUACGUUGAGGUGGAAAGGCAUGACGCUGGUUUAAGUGACUGAUGGACACUGACAUCCUUUAAAUUAACGUUUACUGCUGUGAGGACGUGGACCUGAGAAAUAACUGUUACAGCAUGUGGAAACAUCUGGAAGGAUAGAAACUGAACCUGCAGCGCAGAAUGAGAACAACAACAAAAGGAUCUUAACCAACUUGAUUUCAGCAGAGUGACGAUGGACCGGAGCAGCACCCCGUCUUAAUGUCAGCAGAGCCAAUCAUGGACGAGUUGGGCAUCGCCGAUCAAGGCAGGAAAGAAACCUCGACCACCCAGCCAGGAUUCUCCCAGGCGGACCCCGCUCUGUUUUACCCCCCUCCUCUCUCCCCGGACCCGGGCAGCCCGCUGACUCACCUGGGGACGCUGCUGGCCGGACACGACGCACCGAGGACCGGCGGAUGGGACAGGAGGCUGGACCUGGGGUUUCAAGGCUCUCAGUUACAGGGAAUAACGAGGGAACCAGUAAGAGAGGCUCACGCAGACCAGACUGUUACCAUCCUGCACGCCAAGGUCGCUCAGAAGUCCUACGGCACCGAGAAAAGGUUCUUCUGCCCUCCCCCCUGUGUUUACAUCAGCGGCCAUGGAUGGAGAGUCAUGCAGGACCAUCUGAAAGCCGCUGGCUGCAGAGACUCUGUGUAUCGAGUGUGUGGUUACAUGUGUCUGGACAACGCCAGUCAGUCUCAGGCAGACACAUUCAAACUGGUCUUCGAUGAGCAGCCAAACUCCAGGAUGUUUGCCUGUGCCAAGUCUCUGUUCAUCUCUGAUCAGGACAAGAGGAAACACUUCUGCCUGCUGCUGCGACUCUUCUUGGGCAGCCGACAGGAAGUGGGUUCGUUCCAGAGCCGGAUGAUCAAAGUCAUCUCCAAACCGUCCCAGAAGAGGCAGUCCAUGAAGAACGCCGACCUGUGUAUCUCAUCGUGCUCCAGAGUAGCUUUGUUCAACCGUUUACGCUCGCAGACGGUCAGCACUCGUUACCUCUCGGUGGACAGAGGAGCUUUUAUAGCCAGCGCCAGACAGUGGACCGCCUUCACCAUCACCCUGGUGGAGGAGCAUCGUGCUGACCGAGGGGACUAUGUGCUGAGCGAGGGCUUCAUCUGUUACGGCCGUGUGGUCCAGUUAGUGUGCACUGAGUCAGGAGUCGCUCUGCCACUUAUGGUGAUCCGUAAGGUCAACAAGCAGCACGCCAUCCUGGACGUGGACGAGCCGGUCUCCCAGCUCCACAAGUGUGCUUUCCAGUUCCGAGACGACCCACACUCCUACCUGUGUUUAUCCAACGACACCAUCAUACAGCACCAGGCCCCGUCCAGCGGCAGAGACCAGGGCAGAGUGGUCCUGAACGACGGUUCCUGCUGGACCAUCAUCGGAGUGGAAGCAGUGGAGUUCACCUUUAAUCAGGGUCCCGCCUGCAUCCAGACACCAGUUACUCCUUUUCCUGUCAUGACCGGGUUAGAGGUGAACGGUGGAGGACACGUUGCCAUGUUGGAGAUCCAGGGAGAAAACCUCAGCCCUCAUCUCAAGGUGUGGUUCGGAAACAGCGAGGCUGAGACGAUGUUCAAGUCUCCCAAAUCUCUGCUCUGCGUCAUCCCUGACGUCUCCGCGUUCAGUGACGGCUGGCGCUGUCUGCGACGCGUCAUCACCGUCCCUCUGUGUCUCAUCCGAUCGGACGGCCUGAUCUAUCGCACGUCCUUCAGUUUCACCUUCACCCCGGAGCUCCAGCCGCCGCCGCCGGCCAUCCGGGGAGCGGCAGGAGGAGGGAAAAGAGACGGAGGGUUGGAGGGAGACGAGCAGGACGACAGCCUGCUGGAGACCAUCCAUCAGGAGUUCACCAGAGCCAACUUCCACCUCUUCAUGCAGAGUUAGCUCACUGAGUCCUCAGGUGAUUAUCUGGAGCAAAAGUCUGAUUAUAAGCUAGAAACUGUUUUGGAUCAAUGCUGGUCUCGUGUCAAUGAGCUGUGUGCAACUUUUGCCCCAUUGUGAAGUACCGGAUAUGAAGGGUUUUUUUUAUUGUCAGGGACAGGGUUUCACAACAAAAUUCAAUUGUAGUCCCUUUAUGCUACACAAUUAAAACAAAACAAACAGAACUGUG